Cimex lectularius (bed bug) is the source of this 2278-nucleotide messenger RNA. It is a transcript of the gene AspRS-m, whose product is annotated as aspartate--tRNA ligase, mitochondrial. Bases 132 to 2021 code for a protein of 629 amino acids. Gene Ontology annotation, cellular component: cytoplasm; mitochondrion. The transcript is spliced from 12 exons. The record is from RefSeq and is a predicted model, not a curated record. Gene Ontology annotation, molecular function: nucleic acid binding; ATP binding; aspartate-tRNA ligase activity. NCBI's taxonomy places the organism in Eukaryota, Metazoa, Arthropoda, Insecta, Hemiptera, Cimicidae. Gene Ontology annotation, biological process: aspartyl-tRNA aminoacylation.
AGAGGAGUGAGAAGCAUCAUAUUUUGUUUACUGUUGAAUAAUCAUUUUUUUUUUUAAUUUAAAACUUUUUUUUAUUAAACAAAACAUAUAAACGGUUUAAAAAAAAGGAAAACAAUUUCAAAUGCUGAAGGAUGAGUUUUAUCAGCCGUUCAGUAUUUUCUUUAAUUAAAGACCAUAGCCGACUCAGUAGCUUAAAGAGCGUUGCAAGAAGGUCCUACUGUCAAAAAUUUGACGAUGGUGCAAAGCCUUUCAGCAAGUACACGUUUCGAAGCCACACAUGCGGAGAACUGGAUGCGCAGAACGUCGGCGAGGAAGUGACCGUGUGCGGCUGGUUACAGUUUCAAAGGAUGAGCCAGUUCGCGAUUCUGAGAGAUGCUUAUGGUUUCACACAAGUCAUAUUACCAGAAGAGAGAAAUGAUCUUAUAGAAAAGCUGGGAAAUGCCUGUUUGGAAAGUGUAAUUUUAGUGAAGGGAAAAGUGAAGAAAAGACCUGACAGUCAAGUCAAUAAGAAUAUGUCUACUGGUGAGGUUGAAGUAAUCGCCGAUGAUUUCACAGUCUUGAACCAAUCUAAUAACAAACUUCCGUUUUCUAUUAGAGACUAUCAAAAAGCAAAUGAGUCUUUAAGAAUGAAAUAUCGUUAUUUAGAUCUUAGAUUUCCAAGUAUGCAAAGAAAUUUGCGCCUCCGUUCUGAAAUUUUAAUGAAAAUGAGAAAUUUCCUGGCCUGCGAGAGAGGAUUCGUCGAAGUUGAAACUCCAACACUUUUUAAAAAAACACCAGGGGGCGCUCAGGAGUUCAUUGUGCCCACUCAGAACAGAGGAAGCUUUUAUUCUCUGGUCCAAAGCCCACAGCAGCUCAAGCAACUUCUAAUGGUCGGAGGGAUCGACAGGUAUUUUCAAGUUGCGAGAUGUUAUCGCGAUGAAACUGCAAGGCCAGAUCGACAGCCUGAAUUCACACAACUUGACAUAGAAUUGUCGUUUACCAAUUCCGAAGGAGUAAUCAGCCUCGUAGAGGACUUGAUUGUUGAAACUCUACCAAAAAAUCUCAAUUUGAAGUCCCCUUUUCCAAGGAUUUUGUAUAAAGAAUCUAUGGAAAUUUAUGGUACUGAUCAACCCGAUAUUAGCAUCACUUGCAAGAUAGAAGAACUGAAGGGUAUCGAUCUUCCGAAAGAUCAAGUGGCUAAAUUUAUCAAGAUACCUGAUUCAGCGGCGUUUUUGACAAACAAAACAAAAACUGAUCUUUUGAAACUGAAAAACACAAUUUCUCAAAAUGCUUCUUUGAACAUUUUGAAAUAUCCUGGUAGUAACUGGCAGAAGUUUGCUGAAAAUUUGAAUGGCUGGACUCAUUCAAGUCAGGAUUUAAAGGAAAACAUAAAUUUGAAAGAAGGAGAACUUGUGUUCCUUUCUGUCGGACCCAACGCCGAAGUGUUAAAACUUUUAGGAAAAAUGAGGACUGUUUUUAUUAGCUACCUUCGUGAAUCUGGCUUAACUGGGACAUGGGAAGAUAAAACUGCAUCCGGAUUAAUCUGGGUAGUUGAUUUUCCAUUAUUUGAGAAAGGUGAAGACGGUGAAAUAAAAUCAGCCCAUCAUCCAUUUACAAGCCCACACCCUGAAGAUGUACAUCUACUUGAUGAAGAUCCUUUACAGGUACGAGGACUCCAUUAUGAUCUCGUGAUGAACGGUUGGGAAAUAGGAGGCGGCUCGGUGCGUAUUCACGAUCCAGAACUCCAGACACGCAUUUUAAAAGAUAUAUUGAACAUCCCGACAGAAGAAAUGGAAUAUCUUCUUGAAGCGUUGGGAUCUGGUGCGCCUCCUCACGCUGGAAUCGCUUUGGGGAUCGACAGGAUCAUGUCCAUCCUAGUCCGUUCCAAGAGUAUAAGGGAUGUGAUUGCUUUCCCGAAAAGCACAGAAGCGAAGGACCUCAUGACCGGCGCACCUUGCCCCAUCGCUACAGAUGAACUUGAACUUUACAACAUUGAAGUUGUCGGAGAAAAAGGAGAAAACAAAAAUAGAACUGCUUUAUGAUAUUUUGACAGGUAUUUUUGAAAUAUUUAUAGAUAAGUCGUUAAAACAAAGAAUUUUUUUUAAAUUGAUCGCAUAAUUUUAUUUGUCAGAAACUAAUUAGUCUGACCUGCUUGCUUGUUUUUUUUUUAAAUGAUACAAAAUAUACAAGAUCAAAGAGGGAAAAUAUAAUUCAGUACUGAUAGUAUCUGAAAUAAUGCAUCGUAUUUGUAUAUAUGUGUAUGUCAUUGUUUUGUAAAUAAAUAUUCUCUUUUAAAUUA